GGCUGCUCGGCUCCGCCGCGCCCCGUGCCAUGUAGGAUGCUGCCGGCUCCCGCGGCCAAGCGGCCGCCUCCCCUGCUCUGGCCACCGCCGCCCGCCGAGCCCCCGGCUCUCCCCUGGGCUUGGGUGGUCCCGGCCACCGCGGGGCUCCUCAGGGUCGGAGGCACCGCCGGGGCCGCUCCCCCCCCACCUCCGCCGCCGCUGCUGCUGCCGCCGCCGCCCCCCCCCGCCGCCCUGGGCUGGCGCGUCCCCUGCGAGCCGCUCCUGCCGCUGCUCGCCGACCAGCGCGGCGCCGCGCUCCUGCACGGGCAGUGGAUAUUUGGGGCUCAUUCUCCAGUCAUAGGAUUUUCACCUUCUUCAAGCGUGGAAUUUGUUCCCGUUUUACCACCUGUGUACACGUCUGCAGUGCCACCUCAUGCUAGGAAAAACUGGAUUGAUAAAAGGCUACCGAACUGCAAAAUAUACUUGAAUAAUGCGUUUGCUCUGGAUUCAGCGUGGAUACAUCCCGAGGAAUCAAGACUGUUCCAGGGAAAUGAGAAACCUUUGUUAAUGACAAAUCAAGUAGCUAUGGCUAUAGCCAGGCCAGCUGCUGCCUCCAGGCCUCUUCCCACAGUGGUGUUGGCACCUCAGCUAAUACCAGGUGGUUGCCAGAAUAGCCUUAAACCAGUCAGUGGCAAUCAGGCUCUGGCACUGGCCACUGCAGCCACCACCGCGAUGGUGGCGGUAGAGUCUGAAGCACCCCAGGGACCUUCGGCACCGAGUGUCCAGCCUUGCCAUGUGCUGACCUUCUCUCCUAUCAAAAUUCCAGUUUUGACUUCGCCUUUUCCAGGUUCUGCCUCUAGAAUGGAUGCUCGUGUGGGUCCUUUGAUGCCGACGCAAGUCACCCGGGUAACUGCUGUGUCUGCACCAGCAGUGACGUUCAUGGCAACCAAUUUGAUGGAUCAGACGUUAACAGAUAAUGGCAAAGAAUCGAGUAGAUCCUCCUGCCCACCGACCUUGAUUUUACGCGCUGAGAGGAAGAGUACCACUGUGGAGAGUGAUGGUGACAAGGAUCAUUCUUUCAAACUGGUUAAUGAGGAUGACAGCGCAUCAAACGGCAACAAGCCUGUGGCAUCCACUCCAGUGCCAGGAUCACCAUGGUGUGUAGUCUGGACUGGAGAUGAUCGGGUCUUCUUCUUCAACCCUACAAUGCAGUUGUCAGUCUGGGAGAAGCCAGUGGACCUGAAGCACCGCGGUGACAUAAACCGAAUCAUUGAGGAUCCUCCUCACAAGCGCAAGCUGGAAGCUGCAGCAACAGAUAAAUGUGUUAGUUCUUAUCCAGGGGAUGAAAAUGAUGAUCUUAGCAUCAAAACUAAGAGAAAUAAAACAGAAGAUUCCCAAGCUGCUGACCAGGGGAAGGCUGAAAUGGAAGAGAAAAAUGAGGAAAUAUCAGCAUCUCAGAUCACGCCUCCCCUAGAAGAGCGCAUCACUCAUUUCCGAGACAUGCUUCUGGAGAGAGGGGUUUCAGCAUUUUCUACGUGGGAAAAAGAAUUACAUAAAAUAGUAUUUGAUCCACGCUACCUUCUACUGAAUUCAGAAGAACGUAAACAGAUAUUUGAACAGUUUGUCAAGACCAGGAUCAGAGAAGAGUACAAAGAAAAGAAAAAUAAAUUGUUGUUAGCCAAAGAAGAAUUUAAAAAGCUCCUUGAAGAAUCCAAGUUGUCGCCAAGAACAACCUUUAAAGAGUUUGCAGAGAAAUACGGAAGAGAUCAGCGUUUUCGGCUUGUUCAGAAGAAGAAGGACCAAGAGCAUUUUUUCAAUCAGUUCAUACUUAUUCUUAAGAAGAGGGACAAAGAAAACAGGAUAAGGCUACGGAAAAUGAGAUAAAAAAUCCUGAAACUGGCAAUAAAUACACAAGCCCAUGCUGUGACUGCAGUAAGAAAUUCAAAUGAAGGCUAGAGCGUUCUGAGUUAAACUUGCAACAGCUUGACAACGAAGCAGAUAUCCCUGAGAAAAACUUUCUCCAAAGGGAGUUCAUUGAACUUAUAUUGAAUUUGUGAAGGUUGUUCUGCAGGAAUCUGAAGGAUAUUUCGUUCUCAAAUAAUUAAUGUUUCAUAUUGAAGCUCUCUUUUGUACAACAUCCAGAGUUUGAUGCAUUUCUAAUUGCCAUGAUAUGUCAAUUCCUUAAUUGUUUUAAUUAUGCAAAUUACUUGUAAUAUACACAAGUUAUGAAUCCAAUGCAGAUUUGUAAUUAAGCAGAAGCAGAUGCCAUCCAUAACAAUCUCAAGAUAUUUCCAUCAUUUAGGGGAAUUAUCUAAAGCAAUCUUUUGUCAACUUUAUGUAUUAACAUAAAGUGUUAGAGGUACGGUGGUAUAUGCAGGAAUUCAUUACCCAGUGUUCAUACAUCUCUGUCCUGUUCUCUCCGUAGUAAUAAUAUGAUAUUAAUUGUUAAUCUUAGUGAAGAGUGUGAAAAUCUUGGCAUAUGUUCCACAGGCAAACUCUUAAGUUUCAGAAAUAGCUUUUUAAUUACUGUGAAUGGUGCUUUCAGGCACAUGGGCGAUAGCAACACCUCUGUCAGAGUUACUAGAAGGGACCUACUUUGUAAAUCCAUCACCAUAUGAUUUCAAUUAUGUUACUUUAUGUGAAAAGUCUGCAUGAGAUUUUUCUCAUCAUAUUUGUAUAAAUAAAUAUUUAACUUUUUUAAUUAAUAAAUAUUUUAAGUCAAUCUUCAGGGGGUUUUAAGUUUCUAAACUUUUGGAAAUAUUGGCUAGAAUAAUAAAGCUCUCAUGGUUUUUACUUAAGAGGGAGAUAACCACAGAGUUCCUACCACUCGUGAUUUGUGUGCAAAUUCCACUAAUACCAACUGGAGUUCGGAGCAUACUGAGAUCAAAACAGUUGCUCUGACUGUGAAGGUAGGAUAUCAUGGCUAGAGUAAAUCAGCACAGCGACCUGUCAGUAUAUCCCUUCCUUCAUACUGCACGAAACACACACUGUCUUCUCUUUAUGAUCAUCAUCUUUUUCUCAGUUGAACUAACUUCUGAGUUAUCACUCAUUAAAUUUACAGAUUUCUGUUUGGUAGGAAUGAUUUUAAUAUUUUCUCCAAAUAAUGGUAAUUUUUCUUUAGAUUUAUGCUGGAUAUUUUUUUUUUAUAAUGAAGGAAAUAAGGGGUAUUUUAUACUGCUUUGGGAAAAUGCACUCAGAAUAAUUAAAUAGCAAGUACUUCACCUAAGAUAUGUUUUAGAAAGUAUGUGGAGUUUCUAACUUCUAAAUGAAAAAAUUGCCAUUUAUUUCUAUGAGAGCAAGAUCUGACCCGAAGUUGCUGUUGCUUUGAGCAAGGAAACAAGUUGCUGUGUUGGAGUUACCAGGUUAAACACGUGCUGCCAGUUUUGUUUCAUCUCUGCAAGGGUUUUACUUAGCAUGCUGGUAGAUCCAAUUUGAUUUUACAUGGCUUGUGAGAGCCACUCACAACUUAUUUAGCCAUUAUUUUUACGUCACUGGAUGAGCCUGGUUUGCUCCCAUCCCUGUGUGACUCAGGAGUUCUGCGUGAAUUAUGGACCAACAAAUGCUGUUCACUCGUUAUGUGUGGUAGGACUAGACAGCAGUCACCCAGAAGAAAGAUGUAAGUCUUGCAGUAGACCUGAAGACAGACUUCACAGGGUUUUUCAUAAGGCCUUGCACAUUUUCCUGUUAAAACAAAAGGAAAAAGCAAGAUGCAGAAAAAAAUCAGUGAGAUCUUGCUUUUAUGACUGAAAGCUCUUCUGUUUCGGUGGCUUGUACUCCUUGUGUCGUUUUCUAUUUUAAAUGUAUGUGCAUAUCUAGUCGCUAUACUGCCAUCCCCUAUUGCAAAUAUGAAUAAAAUGGGUUAUUAUUGUACUGGGGAUUCUCCUUGAUUUUAGCGUUUCCUGACAACGUCAGAAAUCCUCAUCACAAUGUAAGUAUGAUAGCAACUGGGUAAUCUAAUUUUCUUGUGAAAUUCUCUGACAAACAACAAGUGAUCAGUGCCGGUGGUGAUCUGUAUCUGUUAGAAAGCCUCCAAGUUCAGCUAUAUUUUCUCAUAUUUAAGAUGUAAGAAUAAACACAACUAGCCCCAUGAUACAACAGAAGUUUAUAUUAAGGCACGUUAUAUGUGGAAUAAUAUAUAUAUAUAUAUAUAUAUAUAUAUAUAAAAUGCUGAUACUCAGCAAGGUAAAAUACCUUCAUAGGAGUGCAUCAAGUUUGUGGAAGCGUAUGAUCUCAUCCCAAAUAAGAGUUGUAUGGCCUAUUCAUUUCAAAGUACCCUUAAAAAAUGAUAGUCUUACUUCAGAUGUCUCAAGUUAAAACAUUCUGCUCUCUUUUUAUUAAUAUGUGAGGAAAAUUACUCUAUCUGGAGUGACUGCUUUAUACUAUUCGUCAGGAGUUUCCUAAGAUGAUGGCAGAACCCAUCCACCACAUUACCUUCUCCUGUUCUUAUAGAAAAAUGAUUUUGUUGAGCUGAGAAACCCGAAUACCAAUAAGAAACACAGGAAAAUUUCGAUUUUAACUUAGAUCACAGAGCACCUUGUUAUAGAUGCUGUAUUUAUUCCUUUUGGCUAUAGGUAGUAGUGGAGGUGCUGCUCCUGCUGUAGGUUUGAUUCCUCGAUGUUCUUGCGAGCGUGGAGGGCAGAUGCAGCGUGCCCAGUCCUGGGGUGGGUGUGACCGAGACACCCCACAUGCUCGAGCAGGAGUGCCUGUUCUCGGAGCCAGGGCUUAGAAAAUUAAACUGCUUUUGUAUAUCCUGUAUAUAAUGCAAAAAAUCCAAGGAGAUGAGGGGAACCAUUACAUCCCUUUUAUAUAGUUUUCACCGCGUAUAAAAAUUGCCAUACGUGCAUUAGAAUUGCGAAUAUAAAGGAAUUACCAUUCAUGGCUCAUAUGUCAAAGAAAAACCUUCUGUCACUACUUUGGUAUGGUUCAAGAUGGGCAUAGGGGCUUUUUGCUUUACCGCAUUAUUAUUUGGAUUGGUAUGGUAUAAAGCACAUAAUAGCUUUUAAUAUUUGAAUCCUAAUUAUUAUUGAUUAUAAUCAUAUUACUUUCAUAAAAGAUAACUAGAGUCUGAAAGGCCUUGAAGGUUGCAAGUGCCUUUGAUAGAUUCAAAAGCUCAGCUCCAGGUCUGUCUGUUUGUCCUACAGGUGGUUGGGUAAGGCUGGUUUUCUUGAAGUUAGAGUGGAGGUGGGUCUGUGCUCCAGUCACUGGAAAAAUGAGGCUAUCCCUGAUGCCAAAUCCAGCAAGUCUUUGAGAAAAAGGAGGCCUGAUGCUUGGGUUGGUUGUGUUCCUCCAAGGAACACCUGCGUGAUGCAACCAGGGACGUGAAGGAAUGCUUUGCACCAUUUCAGUCUGUUUCACUGGGUAUAACUUCAUGGCUGACCUGGGAAAUCACACAAGACUGAUGGCCACAAACGCCUGACCAUCAUACAUGAAGAGCAUAUAGUAGGUGCUAGGAAAUUAUAGCUGUAUAAAUCCAGGAGACGUCCCCUAUGGAAUCCUACAUAACACCCCAGCACCGCUGCAGAGCACCGUCUGUAUGUUGGGUGCAUCUUUGGAGGCAGCAUUGAUCCACACAGCUCACUUAUAAGGCACACGCAGAGCUUGGAGCUUCUUCAGGAAGCUUUAAAAAGCAGUAGGCUCCACUAAACGGUCAGAGAUGGUUAUUUUUCUCAGGAAGUAUAAUAUAGUUUCUGGCAUCUGUCUAAGUUUUUGUAUGCUGGGGUGCGCACUUUGAAUUGUCUUAGCCAAGAUAUAAGAAAGACAAACAGUCCUUCCUACCAUUGCAUCAUUGGGAAGACCACAUUGAAAAUAGUUCUGAAUGGAGCUCAGCUAUGUGAGAUGGUGCAGCAGCGGCCAGACCAGAGUGGUGCAGCCUGCAUCACUGGAAGACACCAAGGAGAAGAAGAGGAGCAGGUAGCGUAGUGGGAGAUGCUGUUUACCUAACCUGAACAACUUUACAAAAACGAAUCAGAGAACACUGUUUUUCAUGAGUUAGAAGUUAAUUUUCAGGACUGUUUUUACCAUCUUAUGUGAGGGCAUGCUUCCCUUUAGCUGGACAACCAAGAGGAAAAUUGAAUUAUUCCUGACUUGAGUAGAGAAUUUUUUUCUGGAGGUGUUUCAAGAUAAUGUAGCAU
Messenger RNA from Cuculus canorus (common cuckoo), 6110 nucleotides. RefSeq names its product transcription elongation regulator 1 like (gene TCERG1L). NCBI's taxonomy places the organism in Eukaryota, Metazoa, Chordata, Aves, Cuculiformes, Cuculidae. The record is from RefSeq and is a predicted model, not a curated record. Gene Ontology annotation, molecular function: transcription coregulator activity; RNA polymerase binding. Gene Ontology annotation, cellular component: nucleus.